CCGUUUUGAUCUGAUCUGGCAACCCAUCAGAGGAACCACACAGAGCUUUGCUCUGAGGAAAGGCAGCAGAUUAAGUGAGUCUGUGUUUGUUUACAGGAUUGAGCUUGGAUUUCUGAGUGAGUGUGAAGUUAAUUUGAAGUGAAUUUGAAGGUAGUGAUUUAUUAAAGCUAUCAGGAGUUAGAGAGAAAUCAGAUCUCAGAAAAGGUGGAAAUGUUUUACAUUAAAUUCAACAGUAAAGUGUGUGUUAGUGUGAGAGAAUAAACUCAGAGUCCGGUAAACUGAUGAUAAGAUGAAGAUGAUGAUGAAGAUGAUGAAGAAGAAGCUAAUGAAGAUGAUGCUCUUCGUCUCUUUCCUGCUCCUGCUCUCUCAUUUCUCAGCGAGUUUUCCUCUUAAAGGUUGUGUGUGUGAGCCUGCAGGAAACACCACCAACACAACACGACUCAUUAACAUGCUGCAGAUCAUCAGGAACAAAGACAGAUCCUGGGUAAAUUUGACGUGUGUGUGUCUGCAUGAUUGUGGGCGUGUUGUUCAGCUCGACGUCAGUGAUUCAGUGAUUCAAGUGAAGGAGAGCGAGGGAGAGAUUCUGGAGGACGAGUGUGUGAAGCUGGUGAAGGAUCUGAGCGUGAUGGAGGAACCAGGAGAAGUGCCUGUGUUAUCCGUUGUGAUUCCUCUUGUUGGAGCUUCGGUCUUCAUCAGUCUUCUUCUCCUCAGCUUAUCAGUGAUUAAUAAACAGGGAUCUCAGGUUGGAGGUGUUUUAGGCUCUCUUAUCCAUUAUCCUCCUCACUCUCUGGAGAACACGAUGAAGCAGGAAUCUCUUCUACGCCCCGAGACUAAAACUCUCAUCUGAAAUGUUAAAGCAUCGACAGUAUAUCCUGGUGAGAGCUCCUUCCUGAGGUGGAGGAACAUGGACUCUUCAUGGAGAAUGAAAGAUGUAAAGCAGUUUUGUACAGGCACUUCUGAAACACACACACACACACACUUCCUUUCUUUGUGC
Hemibagrus wyckioides is the source of this 994-nucleotide messenger RNA. RefSeq lists its product as uncharacterized. The record is from RefSeq and is a predicted model, not a curated record. Lineage: Eukaryota; Metazoa; Chordata; Actinopteri; Siluriformes; Bagridae. Bases 290 to 847 code for a protein of 185 amino acids. The transcript is spliced from 7 exons.